AUGAGGUCUAAUGGGGUUGAAGAGAACAGAUUCACUUUUCUUUUUGUGCUUAAAACUUAUAGUAUGAAACUGUAUUAUGUCGAAGGAAAAGUAAUUCAUGGGAUGGUUUUAAAAUUGGGUUUUGAUUAUGAUGCGUUUAUUAAUAAUGCUUUGAUCAAUUUAUACUCGAAAUGUCAAGAUUUUUGGAGUGCACGUAACUUGUUUGAUGAAAUGCCUGUGAAUAAUGUUGUCAAUUGGAAUACUUUGAUAACAUCGUGUUUCAGUUGUGGAGAUUUGGAGAAUGCACGUAAGUUGUUCGAUGAAAUGCCUGAAAGGAAUACAGAGUCGUGGAAUGCUAUCAUUGCUGGGUAUUGCAAGUUGGGUCAAGCUGAUGUUGCUAGAAUUUUGUUUGAUGAAAUGGAAGAGAGGGAUUUAGUGUCAUGGUCGUCGAUGAUUUCUGGUUACUUGCAAUGUGGAAUGGCAGGAAAAGCUUUGGAAUUAUUCAAGGAAAUGCAGUUUGUGGGGAUCAAACCAGAUAGCAUGAUAAUUACAAGUGCUCUCACAGCUUGUGCUCAAAUGGGAGCACUAGCUAUGGGGAAAUGGAUUCAUGCAUAUACAAUUCGACAUAAGCUUGCAGCUGAUGUUCACUUGGGAACCGCGCUUGUGGACAUGUAUGCCAAAUGUGGAAGUAUUGACAUAGGUAUGCAGCUAUUUCGCGGUAUGGACAGCAAAAAUAGAUGCACUUGGAAUGCUAUGUUAUCAGGGCUUUCUGACCACGGCCAUGGUUUAACUGCUCUGGAGCUUUUCAGGGAAAUGGAGUCUGUUGGAGUGGCACCGGAUGAUGCAACUUUAGUUGCUGUUUUAUCCGCUUGCAGUCAUGCUGGUGCCAUUGACGAGGGAAGGAGGCAAUUCAAUAGAAUGCAAAGAGAUUUUAAGAUUGCACCAAGGAUUGAGCAUUAUGGGUGCAUGGUCGAUAUCCUUGGCCGAGGGGGGCUUGUGAAAGAAGCUAAGGAGCUCAUUAGAAGCAUGCCCAUGAAACCAAAUAUUGUCAUUUUGGGUGCUUUCCUUAAUGCUUGCAGGAUUCAUGGUUAUAUGGAUAUUGAUGGUGACAUGGUAAAUCAACUUUGUCAUGUGGCAUCGGAUUAUGGCGGAGCUUAUGUGCUUUUAUCAAAUAUAUUUGCAGCUAAAAGUGAUUGGGAUUCAGUGGCGGGUUUGAGGGAGAAAAUCCGUGAAAAUAAGUCUGAGAAGAAAACUCCAGGUUGUAGUUCAAUUGAAGUGAACAGCAUGGUGCAUGAGUUCUUUGUAGAAGACAGGUCACAUCCGAAAUGGAUGGAGAUUAAUGAGGUAAUAUUGGGACUUAAACAUCAUUCAGAACCUGAGGAUCAUGUAUGA
Molecule: messenger RNA, 1371 nt
Organism: Beta vulgaris subsp. vulgaris (sugar beet)
Lineage: Eukaryota; Viridiplantae; Streptophyta; Magnoliopsida; Caryophyllales; Amaranthaceae
Product: pentatricopeptide repeat-containing protein At3g29230
Exons: 1
Coding region: 1-1371 (456 amino acids)
Biological process (GO): RNA modification
Molecular function (GO): RNA binding; protein binding
Source: RefSeq, a predicted model, not a curated record